This is a messenger RNA of Megalops cyprinoides (Indo-Pacific tarpon), 759 nucleotides long. RefSeq names its product H-2 class I histocompatibility antigen, alpha chain-like. Gene Ontology annotation, cellular component: external side of plasma membrane. NCBI's taxonomy places the organism in Eukaryota, Metazoa, Chordata, Actinopteri, Elopiformes, Megalopidae. Gene Ontology annotation, biological process: immune response. The transcript is spliced from 5 exons. The record is from RefSeq and is a predicted model, not a curated record. Bases 1 to 759 code for a protein of 252 amino acids.
AUGAAAGUGAUCGGACUUCAUGUUUACCAGAAAAUGGCAGGAUUUGAGCUGAAUGAUGGAAAUCCAAGUCCAGUCAUAUCGUGGCAUGCUUAUAAUGGAAUGGAAGUAUUAAAAUACAAUGUGGUGAAUUACACAUAUAACCCCUUAUGGCCAGAGUUAAUCUGGAGCAAAUUACAGUUGGAGACUGUCCGAACAAUCUUUACAAAUAUAUAUCAACCUAUUUUCAUCAAAACAUUGAAGCAUCACCUGAGAAAAGAAAAGAAUAUUGUGAUGAGGAAAGAGCGUCCCAGAGUCAGGCUGAUCCAGAAGACAGACAGAGACACUGGAGGGGUGACAGUGAGCUGUCUGGCCACUGGCUUCUAUCCCCGACACAUCAACCUGACUAUGCUGAGAGAUGACUGGCCAAUCACAGAGCAGGAGCUGACAGUGGGGGAGGUGCUGCCCAAUGGAGACGGGACAUACCAGCUGAGGAGGAGCCUGAGUGUCAGUGAAGAGGAGCUGAAAGUGAAACACCACUACACCUGCACUGUCACACACCUGAGUCUGGACAACAAGCUGGACGUCAGCUGGGAACCAGAGGAUGAUCCAGGUAAUGUGUUUAUCACUGUGGUUAUAGUCCUGGUCCUGAUUGUGUUUCUCACCACAUUCAUCGCUGCCUUCAUCAUCUGUAAGAGGAGACAUAAAGGUGGGAUUGAGGCCAGCUCCAGCCAGGAGUGCAGCUUUCUUACAGGGAGAAUACAGUGCCAUGAAGAACAAUAG